Messenger RNA from Tachyglossus aculeatus (Australian echidna), 1715 nucleotides. It is a transcript of the gene SNX27, whose product is annotated as sorting nexin 27. NCBI's taxonomy places the organism in Eukaryota, Metazoa, Chordata, Mammalia, Monotremata, Tachyglossidae. Gene Ontology annotation, molecular function: protein binding; phosphatidylinositol-3-phosphate binding. Gene Ontology annotation, cellular component: early endosome. Gene Ontology annotation, biological process: signal transduction; intracellular protein transport. Bases 1 to 1587 code for a protein of 528 amino acids. The transcript is spliced from 12 exons. The record is from RefSeq and is a predicted model, not a curated record.
AUGGCGGACGAGGACGGUGAGGGGAUCCACCCGGCGGCGCCUCACAGGGACGGCGGCGGGGGCGGCGGCGGUGGCGUGGGGGGCCCGCGCGUGGUCCGCAUCGUGAAGUCGGACAGCGGCUACGGCUUCAACGUGCGGGGCCAAGUCAGCGAGGGCGGCCAGCUGAGGAGCAUCAAUGGCGAGCUGUACGCGCCGCUGCAGCACGUGAGCGCCGUCCUGCCCGGGGGCGCGGCGCACCGCGCCGGAGUCCGAAAGGGGGACCGCAUCCUCGAGGUGAACGGCGUGAACGUGGAAGGGGCCACGCACAAGCAGGUGGUGGACCUGAUCCGGGCGGGCGAGAAGGAGCUGAUCCUGACGGUGCUGUCGGUGCCCGCCCACGAGGCCGACGGGCUCGACCCCAGCGAGGACGCCCUGGGCCAGUCCUACGACUACACGGAGAAGCAGGCCGUGCCCAUCUCCGUGCCCACCUACAAGCACGUCGAGCAGAACGGCGAGAAGUUUGUGGUGUACAACGUUUACAUGGCGGGGCGCCAGCUGUGUUCCAAGCGCUACCGCGAGUUCGCCAUCCUGCACCAGAACCUGAAGCGGGAAUUCUCCAACUUCACCUUCCCGCGCCUGCCCGGCAAGUGGCCCUUCUCCCUGUCCGAGCAGCAGCUGGACGCACGGAGGCGGGGCCUGGAGGAGUACAUGGAGAAAGUCUGCUCCACACGGGUCAUCGGCGAGAGCGACAUCGUGCAGGAGUUCUUGUCCGAGUCCGAUGAGAACUACAACGGCGUGUCGGACGUGGAGCUGAGGGUGGCGAUGCCAGACGUCACCACCGUCACCGUGCGCGUGCGGAAGAACAGCACCACCGACCAGGUGUAUCAGGCCAUCGCGGCGAAGGUGGGCAUGGACAGCCUGACGGUGAACUACUUUGCCCUGUUCGAAGUAAUCAAUCACUCCUUCGUGCGUAAACUGGCCCCCAACGAAUUCCCCCACAAGCUCUACAUCCAGAACUACACGUCCGCCGUGCCGGGCACCUGCCUCACCGUCCGCAAGUGGCUCUUCACCACGGAGGAGGAAGUGCUCCUCAAUGACAACGACCUCGCCGUCACCUACUUUUUCCACCAGGCCGUGGAUGACGUGAAGAGAGGUUACAUCAGAGCGGAGGAGAAGUCGUACCAGUUACAGAAACUGUCGGAGCAGAGGAAGAUGGUCAUGUAUCUCAACAUGCUGCGGACGUGUGAGGGUUACAACGAAAUCAUCUUCCCCCACUGCUCCUGCGACUCGCGGAGGAAAGGCCACGUCAUCACGGCCAUCAGCAUCAAGCACUUUAAGCUCCACGCCUGCACGGAGGAGGGGCAGCUGGAGAACCAGGUCAUAGCGUUUGAGUGGGACGAGAUGCAGCGGUGGGACACGGACGAGGAGGGGAUGGCGUUCUGCUUCGAGUAUGCGCGAGGAGAGAAGAAACCGCGAUGGGUGAAGAUCUUCACCCCAUACUUCAACUACAUGCACGAGUGCUUUGAGAGGGUGUUCUGCGAGCUCAAGUGGAAGAAAGAGAACAUCUUCCAGAUGACCAGGUCACAGCCACGGGACAUGACCACCUAGCACAUCCCUCCCCUCCACCCCCCCCAAAAUAAUCCCUGUCACUCCUGUCCAUGCUCCCCACGGCCCCCACUCCCAUCCCCCGGUCAGGCUGAAUAACCAUUAACACUUACAAAAAAAAAAAAAAAAAA